AAGCAUCCUUGCGACAUCUUUAUUCGCGGCGCUGCUACAAGUGCUUCUUCCUUCUUGAGCAUCGUUGAGUAUAUAUUCAAUCUAGAUAAAGUCUUGUGACGCUUGUGACUAUUUCGCAUACAAGUUUUUGCAGAACAAUCGUAUUUUAUAUAAGAGGAUUUGCUAACAUUAGUUGACAAAUUAGGGCUUCAGUUAUAAAAAGGAACAAUAGUUCACCGUUGAAGUAUCCCGCACUAUAUGAAUCGUAAAACGUAUAACUGGAAACUUUAAUAGUUACUGUUGACCAGAAACUUCCCGGUGAUCUCCCGGUUAGGUUUGUUACACGAGCUUGUUCGAAAAGAGCGGCGUCGGAUCGAAAAGCGAGAGGAUGGUAUUAUGUAUAUGCUAAGCCAAACCACAAAGUGCCAUCCGAUAAACGAAGAGAAGUGGCACGUCGAAAAUUAAACAAUUCUGAAGUAUUAUUGAAGACUGAAGAACCAAUAAUGAAGAGUGUGAUCAGUGACUAAUUGCAAUAUUUUUAGCUGUAACAAAACAGAUCACACUUACUACGUUUAAACAUAGAUGCCAUGGGUUUUGAAGAUGAAAGAAGUGACUCGGAAGAGGAACAUGAUAAAUCGAGAAGCAGUAGUCCAGAUUCGCAAAAAUCAGGUAGCGAUGUAGCAGGAAACAGAUCGAAAUCACAUUCGCCUAGUCCAAAAUCUUCACCCGUUAGAUCAAAUCAAUCUUCUCCAGCACGAAAUGGAUCACCAGCUUCUGUCCGUUCCAAUGUGAGUUCUAGAAAGUCUUAUUCUAGAUCACCAUCCAGAUCACCUUCGCCAAGGGAAUCUUUUUCGCCGUUAAAUGGCAAAAGGAGCGUAUCUAGGUCACGUUCUAAAUCUUUUUCUCCGGAGCGUACAGAGACAAGUGCAAGAGAUGGCUCCCAAUCACCAGCACAUUCUCAUCAUUCUAUUAAGUCAAGAUCAAGAUCUCGAAGCUCCUCUCAUUCUUCCAGAAGUUCUCGUGCAGCAUCGAGAAAUAAUUCACGCUCUAGAUCAAGAUCAAAUUCUCCAAGACCAAGCAAUAGUCCAUCUAAAGGUGCCUCAUCAAAGGCAAACCUUCAAUCGUCUUCUAGAUCUCCUUCACCCCGGGCAAUUUCCAAAUCGCAAUCUCGUUCGAGAUCUCCUUCUCGAUCUCGCUCUGGAUCUCCAAAAGCAUCGAUCCAUUCACGCUCUCGAUCGGGAACUCCAAAGUCUUUUCAAUCGAGAUCCAGAUCAAGAUCAAGAUCAGGAUCAGCUAAUCCAAAAGAAGAAGUCAGAGCUGGUUCAAGAUCAAGAUCAAGAUCUCUGUCUAGAUCUAAGAAAGGUUCUCGUUCACCUUCAGCAUCGCCUUCUUCGAAUCGAUCUCCAACAACGGCCAGACAGUCAAGAUCAAGAUCAAAAUCACGCUCUGUGAAUAGCUCUAGAAAAGGUUCUCCAGAUUUAGGGAAAAGUCCUCGAUCUAGAUCUCGUUCCAAUUCAGCAGAUAGAAAAUCUAAAUCGAGAUCCAGAUCAAGAUCUGGAUCUAGGAAACAGUCGAGAUCUCCUUCGCGAGAAGGACGAGUUUUAUCACGUUCAAAAUCCAAAUCGAAAUCUAGAUCCUUAUCGGGUUCGAGAAAAGGCUCACGUUCGAGAUCGCGAUCGAGAUCGCAAAUAUCAGCAUCUAGGGAAAAAUCAAGAUCUCUAUCAGGUUCACGCAAAGGUUCCGUAUCUCCUGCGCACUCGAGAAAGAAUUCUCGCUCAAGAUCCAAAUCCAGCUCACGGUCCAGUAAAUCCAAAUCGAGAUCCCGUUCCGUUUCAAGAGCUUCGCGCUCAAGAUCUCGUUCAGGAUCCAGAAAAUCAGUAUCAAGAUCGAGAUCACGAUCUCGUUCGAGGUCUAAAUCUGGUUCGAGAUCACGUUCAAGCUCACGUUCAAGAUCAAGAUCAGGAUCUAGAUCAAAAUCAAGAUCGAGGUCAAAGUCAGGAUCAAGAUCGAAGUCACGUUCGCGGUCUCGGUCGAAAUCAAGAUCACAUUCUAGAUCGAGAUCAAGGUCUGGAUCAAGCGCCAGAUCUAGGCAUUCAUCGCGUUCUAAAUCCCGAUCUAGAUCACGAUCUAGAUCCGCCUCAGGAUCUAGAAGGUCCAGAAGCCCUAGCAGAGAUUCGGAUGGAGUAGUUAGAAAACGAAAUAGAGUAUUAUCGGAUUCUGAAGAAGAGACUGAUGAAACUAAAGCAAAGAAACGAACAAAAAAUGAGCUAUCAGAUUCCGAACAUGAAGAUGCGAAUAAAGAGAAAAAAGAUGAUGAGGAACGUGAAGAGAAAGAAGGUGAAGAUGAGGAAAAUAAACAAUUGGAUGUAUCUGCUAUUGAGCAACAGGAUAAUGAAGAUUCUGAUGAUGGAAUUAUUACUAGUGGUAGAAUGGAUGAUUCGUUGUCCGAUUUCGAUCGCAUGUUAGCACGGAAAAAAGAGGAGCAAUCCCGUAGACGAAAACGAAAAGACAUCGGUAUCAUUAAUGAUAACGAUGAUAUUAUAGCACAAUUGUUAUCGGACAUGAAAGGUGCAGCUGAGGAGGAUAGAAGGUUGAAUCAACAAAAUAGACCUGCUACAAAUAAGAUUUCCAUGUUAUCGAAAGUAUUGUCGCAGCUUAAGAAGCACGAUUUACAAUUGGCAUUUUUGGAACACAAUGUACUAUCGGUCCUUACAGACUGGUUAGCACCAAUGCCUGAUCGUUCAUUGCCAUCUCUUAAAAUCAGAGACAAUCUUCUAAAAUUGUUAUGGGAGUUUCCAAGAAUUGAUCAAUCUUCCUUGAAACAAUCCGGUAUUGGGAAGGCUGUGAUGUAUCUUUAUAAGCACCCGAAAGAAACUAAAGAAAACAAGGAACGCGCUGGAAAGUUGAUCAAUGAGUGGGCUCGACCUAUUUUUAAUUUAUCGGCGGACUUUAAGGCGCUUUCAAAAGAGGAGAGGAUGCAAAGAGACCUGGAGCAGACACCUCAGAAGAGAAGGAAAAUUGAAGAUGGCGGAUCUUCCCAAAAAGCACAGGAUAUUAAUAAGGCUUUAAAAGGAGAUUCCAAACCAUUGAGACCGGGAGAUCCAGGGUGGGUAGGAAGAGCCAGAGUUCCUAGGCCAUCUAACAAAGAUUACGUCAUACGGCCUGACUGGAAAUCUGAUGUUGACAUUAGUAGAAGCACCAAGAAGCAAAUGAGCAGAUUCGAGAGACACAUGAAGAAUUACAUGGACAGCAAACGUAUGAAAUCGGCGAGAAGAGCAGUAGAUAUAUCCAUAGAGGGUCGCAAGAUGUCUUUAUAAUAUUGACGUAUUCCUUAUUUCAUACACGGCUGGAAAACCUAUGACAAAGCUUGUUAUCUUCUGAUAAUUGCAUAGAAAAAGUUAUGACGACCGCACUGAUGUAGUUCUCGCAUAAAUCUCAAGUAAAUUAAAGAUGAAUUGUGCGAUUAAAAUAUGUUCUCUUUUUUUUAUAAUUACUGUUAUAUAUUUGCACACAGAAAAAAUUAUGUUCAUUUUACAACAAAUUGAUAACAAAAUAGCUAUGCAAUUCUGUUAGAGAAUACAAAAACAAUAGGUGCAAUUUAUAACAGACUUUAUUUGGAUUGUUCUAAUUAAUUUUAACAAAAAGAUUCAAAGAAGUUUCUUGUAGGUUAAACAUUGAUAAUGUUAAGUAAUGUAUUAUUUAUAGUCUCUAUUAAUAGAAUUAAAUAAAUAUGCAUGUUUAAA
Solenopsis invicta (red fire ant) is the source of this 3722-nucleotide messenger RNA. Its product is annotated as protein IWS1 homolog. Lineage: Eukaryota; Metazoa; Arthropoda; Insecta; Hymenoptera; Formicidae. The transcript has 7 exons. Bases 567 to 3296 code for a protein of 909 amino acids. The record is from RefSeq and is a predicted model, not a curated record. Gene Ontology annotation, cellular component: nucleus. Gene Ontology annotation, biological process: poly(A)+ mRNA export from nucleus.